GUUGUGGUUGCCUGAGUCAUGAACUCAACUGAUUACCAUUUUAAAAACUGUCCGAUUUUGAAAUUGAUAAAAUUAAGCAUGCUGUUCUAUUAUGUUCUUAAUGCUUUUGGUUUUUUUAUUGACUGUCCAUCUUUGUUAAGUAUGACUGUUUUUGUUUUUUCAGUUGGGAUCGCGACAUGCAUUUUAAUACCUAUAUUGAGGGCAGAGUAUAAAGGUCCAACAUUGGCACCAUGGACCAGACACUUGCACAGAACUGUCAGCAUCAGUGGACAAAUGCCAUCAGAAUGUAAAAAUGUCCACACUAAACUAAAAUUUCCAAAAUUACUGGAAGGAUUUCCUGUGGCGUUAUUCCGACAAGACUUUAAGAUGUUGGCCUGGAGUUCAGAGUUUGUCACCAUACACAUCUUGUGGCCGUCACUGUUGUUUUUACCAUGGGGAAUCUCUCUUGCCUUUGGACCAGUACAGCCUCUUGAUUUUAAAAUGACAUUCAACAAGGACAUCUUGGCUGUCGGUGAGACCCUGAGGUUGAACUGUAGCCUGACAACCAAUGAGAGUGCAGUGUUGGAAGUGCACCACAAUCGCCGAUCCUUGACGGAGUUUGUCAGCUAUUCUGAUGCGCAUCAUGUUGAGAUAGUGAUACAGAAUGUAAGCUUGGAGCAGCAUGGAAUGUAUCACUGUUACAAGAACAAGAACCCGAGGCCCAGUACCAUCUCUGUGCAUGUGGCAUACCCCCCAAGGAAGCCAAGAAACAUUAUGUGCGUCUCUGAGAGCCUUGAGAAUAUGACCUGUACCUGGGACCCCGUGAAAACAUCUGAGCAGUUAAACAUCAAGACAAACUGGACUCUCUACUAUAAAAUUGGGAUUGAGAAGAAACUGGAAAUAGAGGGCAGCCUUGUGCAUGACUACGCAUGCCACAACCCUCAAAAGGCAAUGGCUUGUAAGUGGUUCAAGCAUGAACAACACAAUGGCGGGGACUACUUCCGGCCAGGCUACUUCUACCUUAUCUGGGUUAACGCAAGCAACGUGCUGGGUUCAACAUCUUCGGAUCCACAGCUUGUUGACACUAAAGCCAUAGUGAAGUUACGGCCUGUGGUGGAAGUGUCUGUGUCAGCCGUGAACAAGUCCUCAGUACAUGUGAACUGGACCAUGACAUUCCCAUCCAACGGUCGCCUGAAGCUGAUCUACAACAUCUCCCUCACCUGUACAGAGUGUAUGACUGCUCACGUUUGGCGGAAGGGCCCAAUCAGGAGAAAGGCUUCAAAUCCUUUAAUCAAGGUUUUUGUGAAUGACCUUGAGCCAUACACAGAGUACAGGGUUUCUGUGAGAGUAAAGACAAAGACUGGAGGUUACUGGAGUGAGCCGUCAGAACCUAUGACAACUACAACAUUAGAAGGUGUUCCAAGAGGAAGUCCCAGCUUAACAAAUGCCUCUUUCACAGAGUUUCACUCUUCAUCUAAGGGAAGACAACUCACUGUGUACUGGCAGGAUCUGGAGAGAAAGUAUCAGGGAGGGGAGAUCACCGAGUACCUGGUUAACGUGACUCCACCCACUUCGGGGUCAAAGGGCAAAUCCAUAAGUCAGCAUAGAUUGGCAGGGUCACAAGCUAUGUUGAAGUCUCUAAAUCUGGAAGAUGGAAAACAGUACGAGGUGCGAGUGGCUGCUCUCACGAAGCAUGGAUAUGGGCCUUAUUCCCAACCACUGAUUAUCCCCCCUGAAAGUCAAGUUACACCAGGUGUCACCAUGGUAACAUCAGAAGCCAACAGCAGCCUUGGGUUCGUGUCAUGGGACAAACCAGGUGGCGAUAUCCAAGCUACAAAGUUCCUAAUCCACUACUGCCAAGGGCACAUAACUCAGCUAGGCACACACAUAGCUCAGUGCACGGAUGGCUACUCGUGGCUGGAUGUUGAUGGAAACCAGACAUCAGCUACUGUGGUCAUGCCAGAACAUCGAGACAUGUCCAAGUAUGUGAUUGGCGUUUCCAUGGAGACAGAGGUGGGGAACAGUGGCAUCGUGUGGUCACCGUGCAUGUUUAAGAUACAAGGAAUACCUGGUAAGCUUCAGAAGAUAAAGGUCGAAGCAAGGGAAUUUACUUCAGUGACCUUGACAUGGUUUCCAUUGUCAUGUAUGUCAGCCCGGGUCAAGGUCUGGUCAUACGAGGUCAGCAUAUGUGAAGAGGUGGAAGAAAGGUGUACUUGCGGGCAAGGCCGAAUAAUAGAGUUCAAAGGGGUAUGGGACCUACAUACAGCCCGAGUGGAGAGGUUAAGAUCUGGUCAGGCUUACAGCCUAUGUGUGCGAGCCCUUGGGGUGAAUGGCCCGGGUGCCUGGAGCACCGCCGUCAGGGUCACCACAGACAUACCAGCUCCUUGGGGUGUGAUACUCGGUUGCUCGCUAGCAGGUAUUUUCCUGGCUGUUAUGAUCCUCAUUUGGUUGGGAAUCCACCGUUAUCUGAUGACCCCAGUUGUUGACAGUUUUGACAUUCCCAAGGCUGUGAACUUGGAUGUGUAUGACCAGAGUGGGACGAAGGAGGAAGAGGAGAAUGGUUCAAGGGGAGAUAACUUUUACGCACUUGUCCAGGGAGAACAAGAGCCUCUGAUGGCAGUGGAGGGGACAUUGGAGCAAGCAAGCAAACUUCAACAUGUGCCUGUGUUCCCACGACAGCGGUAAUGAUAGUUUGUCAGAGGAGAGUAAUCAGCCGAUUCUGGACGACGACCAGAUGACCACGCCCCUUGACCACCCCCAGAACUCCCCCGUCGGUCAUCAGGGCUAAGGUCAUGCCCUUGUCAAGCACAGACAACAGCUUUCAGGAUGGGGAAAAGAUAGAAAUGAAAUCCAGGGCAACCAACUCCUCUCCUCCUAGACUGAAGCAGAAGAGAGAAAGUGGGUUUUUUUGAUGACGUUAGCCCAGAGCAGCCUGGAGGUCAGUGGCAGAGUAAAAAAAAGAAGCCCCCUGACAGUGCCUACUGUAGAGGUUUGGGUUAGUCCAGUGGGCCAAGGAAGAAGCGGACACUUCAGAAUCUAUCACUGCAUACUCCAGAUUUGAACAGGAGGGUGAGGAAUCUGAAACCCAACUGUGGUCCCUCACUCAGCUCGUAUGUAGUCUAUGAUGACAUUAACAACGCUCCAAAACCUCGUCAGAAACAACCCCUGUUGAAGGCGUCCAGGAAACAAAAGUCUGCCUUCUGCCCAACAAAACUUAAACAUCCUGUAAAGAAAGCUGAGAACAUGGUACUGUUGGGCAACAUCAACAACAACAACAUUAACAGUGAUGGGAAUGAUGUUCAGGUAGAAGUAGAAGAGAUGGAAUUUGAGUCAAACCAAGAAGAACCUGUGGAAACAUGCUCACUUGAAGAUUUGGAUGAAGAUGAAUCUGGUUGGGAUAAGGGCUGUGUGAAAACCAAAUGCCGUACGGAAUGCCUGCCCCCCUUUACCCAAGUCUGAUCUCCACGGAAAACAGCCUGUUAUUGUGCCUUACGUUCAGAUUUCUGUUCAAGGUCACAUUGAAGGUCGUGGUUCUCAGCCAGCUGUUCGAAUCCCUGAAUAUGUGAGUGCCACCCCGGGAGUCUGGUGUACUGUGCCAGGAGCGGUCAGACGGGAUGCUGAAGAAACAUCCCAAAAAGUUCCCCAGUCAGGUGGCUAUGUUUCACACCAACAAAUCUCCAACCUGGCAAAUUCCCAGGGGAUAGUAGCACCCUAUUUAAACACGAUCAGUCCGUCUGCUAACAAUAUGAGUUGGAGGGAUUCGUAAGAAAGUCAUGAAGAACUGAUUGUUGAUAUGAUUGACAGUUUCAACCUCUCUGAUGAAAGCGAUCAUGUGAAACUUUUCCUUGGCCAGUAGAACGAUACUGUGUUUUUAUAUACAUGUAUAUGUGAUGUAAAUUUUGUCAUUUGAGGAGAUGAUUUUGAGAAUCCAAAAACUUCGUCUGUACAGC
Molecule: messenger RNA, 3929 nt
Organism: Liolophura sinensis
Lineage: Eukaryota; Metazoa; Mollusca; Polyplacophora; Chitonida; Chitonidae
Exons: 18
Coding region: 19-2664 (881 amino acids)
Biological process (GO): cytokine-mediated signaling pathway
Cellular component (GO): external side of plasma membrane
Molecular function (GO): protein binding; cytokine receptor activity
Source: RefSeq, a predicted model, not a curated record